Messenger RNA from Sinocyclocheilus rhinocerous, 2368 nucleotides. Its product is annotated as PI-PLC X domain-containing protein 1-like. Gene Ontology annotation, molecular function: phosphoric diester hydrolase activity. Gene Ontology annotation, biological process: lipid metabolic process. The transcript is spliced from 7 exons. Bases 496 to 1473 code for a protein of 325 amino acids. NCBI's taxonomy places the organism in Eukaryota, Metazoa, Chordata, Actinopteri, Cypriniformes, Cyprinidae. The record is from RefSeq and is a predicted model, not a curated record.
GGGUGGAGAAUGCAGUGGAUAAAUGCACCGUUUCUAUCACCAUUUCUUUUCUAUAAUAUCGCUCCAAAGGACGAAUUUUCGGAACGUCCAGCAGAUUCGUUUGAUGAUUGAAAUGAAAGGGAAAUUCUAAAAUAAAUUUAAUCUCGUCAUUACACGGAGAAGAGAGAGUUUCUUCCGGACUAUUUCGGUUAUCAACGCGGGAUUAUGUUGUGGAUACCUUGCCCGGUUCAACCUUGUGCCGCCAAUGACAAGUUCAGCACCGCGUAACAUCCAUCCCACUUUUACACGACCACCAUGGGGCUUUGGGAAUCAAUAAUGAAGCGGACGGUUAUCUCGUGUUCUUUUCAACAUCCGAGUCCUUCAGCAUUAGAGUCUGUUGAAGCCGGUUUAACCUGUACCCACGUGUCACGUGUCACGAAUUAAAAUAGUUUAAAACAUAUUUGCAGAAACAUUCUUCCUGGACUAAGAAACCAAAUUUAAAGCCUGAAAUCCAAGAUGACAUCGAAGGUCAGCCAAGUGUCAUUGAGUGAGCUUCCCAUGGACAACUGGAUGGCCCAUCUGCCCAGUGCACUGUGGGAAACCCCUCUCUGUUACAUGGCCAUUCCAGGGAGCCAUAAUGCCAUGACCUACUGUCUGGAUAGGAAUGACCGCUCUCCAGUGGACCCCACUCAACCAGAUAUGUUGCAAAAGUUGGACAAGUACAUGAAGCCCAUCAUAAGGCCAUUUGUAUACAAGUGGGCAAUAGCACAGGAGUCUAGCAUUAGGGAGCAGUUGGAUUCUGGAGUGCGAUACUGUGACCUGAGGAUAGCACAUCGGCCUAAUGACAGCUCGAAUGAUCUCUACUUCUACCAUGGUGUUUAUACCACUAUAACUGUAGAGAUGGUAUUAAAAGAGAUCAGAGAGUGGAUGGAUGUUCAUCCAAAGGAAGUAGUCAUCCUCUCAUUUAGCCACUUUCUGGGCCUCAAUCAAGAGCUUCACACACUGCUCGUCUCAACUAUAAAGAGUGUUUUUGAUUCCAAACUGUGCCCCAAAAUGGAGUGUGUGACACUACGGAAAUUAUGGAGCCAGAGUCAUCAAGUUAUCGUUUCAUACGAGCACAAUAUUGCUAACUGCCACAGAGAAUUGUGGUUCCAUAUACCUUAUUGGUGGGCAAAUAAGUGCAAGGCUGAAGCACUGAUCGAGGAAUUUGAACGUAGGAAACAAAAUGGCCGACCAGGCGGCUUCUUUGUGACUGGCAUUAAUCUUACUGAAGAUCUGAAGUACAUUUGCUCCCAUCCCACAGAAUCCCUGAAGGAUAUGGUGAUGUCUGCAUAUCCCACAUUACUUAGCUGGGUCAAGCAACAAAAGCCUGGUUCUAACAUCGGCUCCCUCAACAUCAUAGCUGGGGACUUUGUGACAGAGAGCCGGUUCAUACCAACCGUCAUUGCGCUGAAUGAAAAUCUGCUCAAGAGGACCAUAAUACCAGAGCCUUGAGCCUCUUUUAGUCUGCACAAUGUAUUUAACAUUUGAAGAAAGAAGUGUUUUCUUGUUCUUGGGAUGGUUUUUUAUACUAGUCAAUUUUACACUUUUUAUAAGGGUGCUUACACACUAGAGUUUAUGCUGCAUCAGCUCCAAUCAUUUCAAUAGGGAUGGUGCAUUGCAAGGAUGUAGAGGGAAAACACAAGGGUUUGUGAAAGUGAAGCUCCAUCAUGCAACCAAAAGCACUUUCUGUACACUCAAAAAUGGAACCUAUGCAUUCCUGUCUGCCAAACGCUCCGUGAGAGAAUGGUUUCUAGUGUGUGAGCACCCUGAGGAUGAUAGAUCAUUUUGAGUUAUGGGUAGAAUAUUGUAAUGCACUGACUUUUAUGACUUGAACUUACUGUCCUAAGCUUAUUUAUGCAGUCUCCAAUAUAUACCUCUGAUUUUGCUAAACUUUUGAUCAUUUUUAAGGACCUGGUUCUAAAUGGAUGUCAUUAUCAAGGUCCAGGUUACCACAACUUUACAUUUAGCACAUUACAGGACACAAUAAGUUCCCUGUGAGCAUCAGAGUUUGCAUGAAAAUUGCUGAAGUCUACUCAAUGCAAGCCAGGAUUAUCAAACACUCAGGAUUGUUCAUUCUCUAUGAUAAACUCUUUUCUACUGUGUGGAAUGGCAAUGGAAAUAUGAUUCCAAUAAGUAUAUGUCUGCAUUGUGCACAAUGAAAAGCAUGAAAAGACACUGGAAUAUUUCUGUGGUUGCACACGUUCUCUGCCAUAGUAGCAUGUUAAGCCAGUUUAAUCAAGAUAUCAGUUUGCAUUACAAACAAAUAUGCCUAUACUAACAAAAAUAUCAACAGCUGAAUGGCAUAUCAAUUAUUCAUAUUUAAUGUCUGAAUAUUUCCAAUAAAUAA